Molecule: messenger RNA, 2296 nt
Organism: Myotis lucifugus (little brown bat)
Lineage: Eukaryota; Metazoa; Chordata; Mammalia; Chiroptera; Vespertilionidae
Product: GRAM domain-containing protein 1B
Biological process (GO): intracellular sterol transport
Cellular component (GO): endoplasmic reticulum-plasma membrane contact site; plasma membrane; endoplasmic reticulum membrane
Molecular function (GO): sterol transfer activity; sterol binding
Source: RefSeq, a predicted model, not a curated record
CUCUGCUCCGAGGCGAGCAGCGGGGACUGGCAGCCUGCCCGCACUCCCUCCCCCGGAGCUCCCACUGGGCACGAGAGCAGCCGGGGCGACAGGUCAGUGCGGAAGGAGCAUCAGGAGGAGGACUUGCGGCUCCGGGACGCCUAUGUCCAGUUCCACCCGAGGGGUGGGGCCGCCCAGGAGAGCUGGGAGCACCCCCUGACCUCGGCCGUUGUCGUGCAGGUGUUAAGCCCCACUUACAAGCAGAGAAAUGAAGACUUCAGAAAGCUCUUUAAGCAGCUUCCAGACUCGGAGCGCCUCAUUGUGGACUACUCCUGUGCACUCCAAAGAGACAUUCUCCUUCAGGGCCGACUCUACCUCUCGGAAAACUGGAUCUGCUUCUACAGCAACAUCUUCCGCUGGGAAACUCUGCUGACUGUCCGUUUAAAAGACAUCUGCUCCAUGACUAAAGAGAAGACAGCUCGCCUCAUCCCCAAUGCCAUCCAAGUUUGCACUGACUCAGAAAAGCACUUCUUCACUUCGUUCGGGGCCCGGGACAGGACAUACAUGAUGAUGUUCCGGCUGUGGCAGAACGCGCUCCUCGAGAAGCACGUCCUCCCCCUCGGCGUGGGCCCUGUGGAGGGGCUGCUCUUUACCGGGGUGCUGGCCGCUCCCAGAGGCCCAGGUUUCCUCGUGGUCCGGGAAGUCCCCCAGACGUGCUCACAGGUGAUGUCACCUGAGUCCGGGAAGUCGCCUGCCUCCCAGGGCCUGCUGCCUAGCCAGGGCCCUCCGGGAUUUGUUCCUGUCGGCUACUGCGAGGAGAUCCCUGUCGAAGAGAAUGAAGUGAAUGACAGCUCGUCCAAAAGCAGCAUAGAGACGAAGCCGGAUGCCAGUCCACAGCUGCCCAAGAAGUCGGUCACCAACAGCACGCUGACGUCCACCGCGAGCAGCGAAGCCCCCGUCUCGUUUGAUGGGCUGCCCCUGGAGGAGGAGGCGCUGGACGGCGAGGGGCCCCUGGAGAAGGAGCUGGCCAUGGACAGCAUCGUGGCCGAGAAGAUGGAGAUCCUGGCGCCGGUGAGCUCCCCUUCGCUGGACUUCAACGACAACGAGGACCUCCCCACCGAGCUCAGCGACUCCUCCGACACCCACGACGAAGGGGAGGUCCAGGCCUUCUACGAGGACCUGAGCGGCCGGCAGUACGUGAAUGAGAUCUUCAACUUCAGCGUGGACAAGCUCUACCACCUCCUGUUCACCGACUCGCCCUUCCAGCGCGACUUCAUGGAGCAGCGGCGCUUCUCAGAUAUCGUCUUCCACCCCUGGAAGAAGGAGGAGAACGGGGACCAGAGCCGCCUGAUCCUUUACACCAUCAACCUCACCAACCCUCUGGCUCCCAAAACGGCCACCGUCAGGGAGACACAGACCAUGUACAAGGCGAGCCAGGAGAGCGAGUGCUACGUGGUGGACGCCGAGGUCCUGACCCACGACGUGCCCUACCACGACUACUUCUACACCGUCAACCGCUACACACUCACGCGCGUGGCCCGCAGCAAGAGCCGGCUCAGGGUCUCCACUGAGCUGCGCUACCGCAAGCAGCCCUGGGGGCUGGUGAAGACGUUCAUCGAGAAGAACUUCUGGAGCGGCCUGGAGGACUACUUCCGCCACCUGGAGAGCGAGCUGACCAAGAUGGAGAGCAGCUACCUGGCUGAGACGCACAGGCAGUCUCCCAAAGAGAAGGCCAGCAAAGCCCCGGCCGUGCGGCGGAGGAAGCGCCCCCACGCCCACCUGCGGGGGCCUCACCUGGAGGAGGUGCUGAGCCCCGUCACCACGCCCACCGACGAGGACGUGGGCCGCAGGGCCAAGCAUGUGGCAGGUUCCACACAGACACGGCAUACCCCUGAGGACACCCCCAACGCUUUCCACCUGCAGAGCGUGUCCAAGCUGCUGCCUGGUCAUCCAGCUGUCCUGGUGCUGCUGGUCCUCCUUAACGUGAUGCUUUUCUACAAGCUCUGGACGCUGGAGUACACCACCCAGACCCUCACUGCCUGGCAGGGCCUGAGGCUCCAAGAAAGGUUACCCCAGUCGCAGACAGAGUGGGCCCAGCUCUUAGAGUCCCAACAAAAGUACCACGAUACUGAGCUCCAGAAGUGGAGAGAGAUCAUCAAAUCCUCGGUGAUGCUCCUCGACCAGAUGAAGGACUCCCUCAUCAACCUUCAGAACGGCAUCAGGUCCCGAGACUACACAUCUGAACGCGAAGAGAAGAGGAGCCGCUACCACUGACCAGGCAGGAGCAGGGCUGCCGGAGGCCUGUGCAAUACGUGUA